Lodderomyces parapsilosis is the source of this 1191-nucleotide messenger RNA. Its product is annotated as decapping nuclease. Gene Ontology annotation, cellular component: nucleus; cytosol. NCBI's taxonomy places the organism in Eukaryota, Fungi, Ascomycota, Pichiomycetes, Serinales, Debaryomycetaceae. The record is from RefSeq and is a predicted model, not a curated record. The coding region runs from base 1 to 1191 and encodes 396 amino acids. The transcript has a single exon. Gene Ontology annotation, molecular function: mRNA 5'-diphosphatase activity. Gene Ontology annotation, biological process: NAD-cap decapping; nuclear-transcribed mRNA catabolic process.
AUGAGCAAAACCUUCCCUAUAACUUCGAGAGCCAAGACAACUGCUCUAAAACAACCAAAGGAGCUUUUCACAUACACAAGAGAUAUUGAAGGUGAAUACCACUACAAUGCCAACCAAUCCCAUGAUCAUCUCCCGUAUUACUAUCUACCUGAUACUAAAGUUGAUACUCGAAUAGAUUUACAACUGGGGUUUAGAAAUUUCAAAAAGAUUUCGGAAGAAGCCAAUAUGUCCGAUUUUGGACCUUUACUUGAUGCAAUCGUGCAGUAUGAGCGAGAUGAGAACGAUGGGAAGCUAGGAGGAGAUGUAGUUACAUUCAGAGGUAUAAUGACGAGGUUAAUGUCAAUACCGUAUUAUAUCCAAGAUGCAUUGGAUUUGGUCAUUGUACCAUUUGAUGGGCAAUUGUUUAUGAAUUUCAACAACGAAAUUGAGUUGAGACGACGUAAGGAACAAGAAGAUCGAUUAAGGCAAACCUCCACCAAAGAGAAGUACGAAUACGUCAAGAAAUGUGAAUACAGUGGAUACAAAUUCGAAACAGUCGCCACCAUACCUCAACCUUGGAAAGAUGUGCUGAGGAAAUAUAUCGAUAGUCGUCACAAGAAACCCGUCAACAAUUAUGAACAAUUUUUAUCGGUGAUCAAGACUGGUAUUGGUCCAGUUAAAUUGGUACUUGCUGGUGAAAUUGAUUGUUGUUGGGAUUACAUACCAGAAAAGACUGCUUUUUCAUUACUGCAUUAUGUUGAAUUGAAAACUAGUAAAGUUAUCGAAUCCAACUCACAAAUACUCAAUUUUGAAAAAAAAUUGUUCAAGGCAUGGUGUCAAUGUUUCCUAAUGGGGGUGGGGAAAGUAGUUUACGGUUUCAGAGAUGAUCAGUUCAUUUUGAGAAAUGUGGAAAUUUAUCAAACCGAGGAGAUUCCAUUAUUGAUUAAAGAUAAUCCUUUGAAUAACUUGAAACAAAAUCAGGCUUCAAAAAUUAAUUGUACUAGUGCUAUGAAAUGGUAUGGUGCUGUUGUUGAAUGGUUGAAUGAUGUGAUUGAUAAAACUGAUGAGCUGGUGAGCUAUAAUUUGAAAUACGAUCCGUUGAGAAAGAGUUUAGUUUUGAGCGAAGCCAGCAAAGAAGAAAAUGAUAGAUUGAGAAAUGGAGGGUUAUUAACUGAGGAUUUUAAACAAUGGAGGCAGAGAAUGAAGAAGUAG